AUGGGUCUUUGUUGCUUAUCAAGUUCCACACCAGGAUUUAUACCAAUGGUACUAGGAGCUCUGCUCGUAGGUUUUUCUAUUUACUACUUUAUUCGUAGACAUGGGCUUUAUCUCCAGAAAACCAACUAUGUAUUGAAAGGUGAUGGAGCAUGGGAAGAGGUCACACUGUAUAAAGUCCAAAAAGAAGCACAUAAUGUCAAAAGAUUUAUCUUCAAAUUACCUGAAGAUAUGACUCUAGGUUUGCCAUUAUGUGGUAAUAUUUUAACUAAGUUUGUUACAGAGAAGGGUUACAAUGUUGUUAGACCAUAUACACCAAUUAGUGACAUACACGCGAAGGGUUCUUUUGAAUUAUGUAUCAAGCGUUAUCCAGAUGGGAAAAUGGGUACUCAUAUGCAUUCAUUAAAGCCAGGAGAUAAACUUUCAAUUAAAGGACCUAUCAAGAAAUGGCCAUGGAAACCAAAUCAAUUCAAGGAGAUUACUUUAUUAGGUGCAGGUUCUGGUACCACUCCAUUGUAUCAAUUAGCUUCUCAUGUUGUUAAGAACCGUAAGGAUAAGACGAAAGUUAAUGUUUAUUAUGGUAAUAAGACUGUAGGUGAUAUUCUUUUGAAAAAGGAAUGGAAAGAGUUAGAAGAACAGCAUCCAGGCCAAAUUAAUGUUCAAUUCUUUGUUAAUGAAGUCUCUGGUGAAGGAAAGGACAAAUUUAACGGUCAUGUGGGAUUCAUUACUAAGGACUACAUCAAAAACCAUGCCGCAGGUCCAGAUCAAAAGACUCAUAUUUUCAUUUGUGGACCAUCAGGGUUUAUGAAAGCAUUUUCUGGGGAAAAGUCAAAUUCAAAGGAGCAAGGUCCAUUAACAGGUAUCUUAAAGGAGUUGGGUUACUCUGCAGAUCAAGUCUUCAAAUAUUGA
Messenger RNA from Naumovozyma dairenensis CBS 421, 906 nucleotides. It is a transcript of the gene MCR1, whose product is annotated as cytochrome-b5 reductase. The transcript has a single exon. Gene Ontology annotation, molecular function: cytochrome-b5 reductase activity, acting on NAD(P)H. Bases 1 to 906 code for a protein of 301 amino acids. The record is from RefSeq and is a predicted model, not a curated record. NCBI's taxonomy places the organism in Eukaryota, Fungi, Ascomycota, Saccharomycetes, Saccharomycetales, Saccharomycetaceae. Gene Ontology annotation, biological process: ergosterol biosynthetic process.